AUGGGAAGCACCACACCUACACCCCCACUCGCGCCCCUCGACCCCAUCUCCGAAUACCGCGCCUGGCAGGCCCUCGCGGUAUACUUCACCGUCCUUCUAAACCGCCAAAUCCGGCGCCGCUGGCACCUCGAGCACCAGUGCAUGCAAGACAGACCCGUAUCUCAAUGGUUCCGACCAGUAAUCUUCCUGGAGCCGAUUCCCCCGCUACACAAACCAGAUUUCGAUCGCCAGGGCCCAGGCACGUCCAAGCUCGCGGCGCUAAAAACAAAAGUGCAUCUUCUCCGUGCCCGGGUUGAAAAGGGCAAGGAACUCGCCUCGGAGAUCGAGCGCAGGAUGCAGCAGCAGGAUCCAGUUAUUGCGUUUCCGACGCAUUUUUGUCAUACGUGUGUGGUUGGGUGUGAGGAUACGUGUAAUGCCGAGACGGAAAUUCUGCUGACCAAGUGUGGGCAUCGGGUUUGUAGGACUUGUCUUUCGUUUGGGGUUGAUGAGGAGGGCGGGUAUGAGUGUAGUAUAUGUUUUGAGCCGGCUUCGUUUGUGGCGAGGUCGCCUUUGUCUCCUGGGUCUGGGCGGGCGAGGUCGGCGGAGGAGAUGAUUUGGGGUGGAGAGGGGAGGGAGAGGAAAGGGGGGAAGAGUGUUUCUUUUUCUUUUGGGGAUGGGUCAUUUGAAUGA
This is a messenger RNA of Penicillium verhagenii, 669 nucleotides long. RefSeq lists its product as uncharacterized. The record is from RefSeq and is a predicted model, not a curated record. Bases 1 to 669 code for a protein of 222 amino acids. Lineage: Eukaryota; Fungi; Ascomycota; Eurotiomycetes; Eurotiales; Aspergillaceae. The transcript has a single exon.